AUGCACGACGGCAUGAGUGUCUCGAGGGUCAAUCUCCGCACGCAGAAGCGCCUUGCGGCGUCCGUUGUCGGCUGCGGAAAGCGCAAGAUCUGGCUCGACCCCAACGAGGUUAACGAAAUCUCCAACGCCAACUCCCGUCAAACCAUCCGCAAGCUCGUCAGCGAUGGCCUCAUCAUCCGCAAGCCGGUUACUACACACUCCCGUGCCCGUGCCCGAGAGCUGACCGCUGCCCGACGAAUUGGCCGACACCGUGGUUUCGGUAAGAGGAAGGGUACCAAGGAUGCUCGUAUGCCCAGCCAAGUUCUCUGGAUGCGCCGUCUCCGAGUCCUCCGCCGUCUUCUCGUCAAGUACCGUGCCGCCGGAAAGAUCGACAAGCACCUCUACCACGAGCUCUACCACCUCUCCAAGGGUAACACCUUCAAGCACAAGCGUGCUCUCGUUGAACACAUUCACAAGGCCAAGGCCGAGAAGGCCCGUGAGAGGCACAUCAAGGAGGAGAUGGACGCCAAGCGCGCGAAGACCAAGGCUGCGAGGGAGAGGAAGUUGCAGCGCGCGGAGGCCAAGAGGGUCGAGUUGAUGGGUGGCGACGACGAGUAAACUGCGGGCAUGAAUAUUGGCGUGGGUCUUCUUACAGGCAAAGGAGGCGUCUAUCUCCUUUCUUAACUGGGGCAUAU
Molecule: messenger RNA, 674 nt
Organism: Periconia digitata
Lineage: Eukaryota; Fungi; Ascomycota; Dothideomycetes; Pleosporales; Periconiaceae
Source: the annotation of a GenBank genome assembly